AUGCCUACAGAUCUUUGGGAAUCCAUGGCAGUCUCAAAGAGCCGUUUGAGAAUGGCUCAGAGCUACCCAAAGGUACCCGGACCUUCCUCCAGACCGAAAAUUCUCACAUUAAACACUAAAUACAUUUCAAUCCAUACUAACACAUCUAUCAGGCUGGAAAAGCUAGGUGAAGGCACUUACGCCACAGUUUACAAGGGCAGAAACAGAACUCUAGGAACCCUUGUCGCUCUCAAAGAGAUCAACCUGGACUCCGAAGAGGGGACUCCGUCCACGGCCAUCCGUGAGAUCUCUCUCAUGAAAGAGCUGAAACAUGAUAACAUUCUCACGCUUUACGACGUGAUCCACACAGAAAACAAGCUAACCUUGGUGUUUGAGUUCAUGGACAAGGAUCUGAAGCACUACAUGGACACGCAGGGGAACAAUGGAGCUCUUGAGCCCCCUGUGAUCAAGUCUUUUAUGUUCCAGUUACUCAAAGGUAUAGGAUUUUGCCACGACAAUAGAAUCCUGCACAGGGAUUUGAAACCACAGAAUCUACUAAUCAGCAACAAGGGCGAGCUCAAACUGGGUGACUUCGGACUUGCACGUGCCUUUGGAAUACCCGUCAAUACCUUCUCGAAUGAAGUGGUAACCCUGUGGUACCGUGCACCUGAUGUUUUGCUCGGUUCCAGAAACUACUCUACUUCCAUUGACAUGUGGUCUGCGGGAUGCAUUCUUGCCGAGAUGUUCACGGGGAAGCCACUAUUUCCAGGUGCAAACAACGAGGACCAGCUGCUCAAAAUAUUCACGUUGAUGGGAACUCCUAACGAAAGAACGUGGCCAGGAGUGAGCUCUUACCCCAACUUUCAACCUAACUACAACGUGUUUGCACCCCAGGAUCUUGGAUCUAUCAUAACGCAAAUCGACAGCACUGCGCUGAAUCUGCUCAACAGCCUGCUGAGGAUGCGGCCAGACGAGAGGAUACCGGCACGCAUGGCACUGCUUCAUCCGUGGUUUGAGGAAUACACCUCUGGAAAUCAGAGGGCGUAUUCACAACAAGAAUACCGCCAUUAA
Kuraishia capsulata CBS 1993 is the source of this 1050-nucleotide messenger RNA. RefSeq lists its product as uncharacterized. Gene Ontology annotation, biological process: protein phosphorylation. Bases 1 to 1050 code for a protein of 349 amino acids. Lineage: Eukaryota; Fungi; Ascomycota; Pichiomycetes; Pichiales; Pichiaceae. The transcript has a single exon. The record is from RefSeq and is a predicted model, not a curated record. Gene Ontology annotation, molecular function: ATP binding; cyclin-dependent protein serine/threonine kinase activity. Gene Ontology annotation, cellular component: nucleus; cytoplasm.